CUCACACACACGCGCGUAUUUAUGUGCCGGGCUGCCGUCAGAGGACCAGAUAUGAACGGCUGGACGGAAGCGACUCGGUCUGUUCUGGUUCUGUGACGGCCAGUCCGAGCUGAUCUGAACCGGGUUUGUUCGUGUUUGAAUCGGCGGAUCAUUUCUGAACCAGCGGUCUCACUCGAACCGGACUUCAACCAGCGUUACACUUUGCAGAGUGGACUGCCUCGGGACGGGAUUACAAUCCAGAACUUUCUCCAGAACCAACAGACUGACGAAACCGGUUUAAACCGCCACUGACGCUCAUAUCUGGGUUUAAAGUCGCUCAACAUUGUUCUCGGUUCUGCUGAAGUCCCGUCGACGGCUGGACUCGCACCACAGCACAGGGAGCCGACAGAGACCCGUCCAGUUCAGCAGUACGUCCAGAUCCAUUCGCCUCUUCCCUCCGGAGAACCACCGGGUUUGUUUUCUCCAUCCUCAGGAAGUGAUCUUGGACUUCUGGUCUCUUGGACCUGGUUUCGAGGAAGGCGAGCGGAUUCCCCCGAGCAGGAAGCAAAGCGGCGGGUUUGUUCUGGCAGCAGACUUUAUUCCGGAUUAACCCGCCAGGAGCAGGUCGUGGUUCUGCUCUUUGACUCAAACAAGAUGAUUGUAGGUGUGGCAGCCAGCUCGCAUAAGUGUCUGAAAAGGCUAUUGGACGAGCCCCAGGACCACCUGCUAAAAUGUAAACGAGCCCAUCUAAGUCUUCCCCCAGCAGCCGCUGGCAUAUCACCCUGCCUCAGACCCAGAAGUCCUGCCCCUCCGGAAACCCAGAACCAAUCACUGUCGAACAUCGGACCCUACCUACUGUUUGAACCCUGCGAGGGGGUGGAGGAGAGUUACCGGGCUGUUCUCAGACACACACAGCAGCAGUUUACAUGCAAGGUGCUGCCUUUCCGUGGUUACCAGGAGCGGCUGGCCCCUUACGCCCGGCUGGGUCACCAUGACAACAUUUGUGGCCUGUCUGACGUGGCCGUUGGCGAGGACAGGGUGUAUGCAUUCCUGCCUGCUCAGCAUGGUGACAUGCAUGCGUAUGUGCGCAGGCAGAAGCGUCUGUGUGAGGAGGAAGCUCGCCGGCUGUUUGUGCAGAUGGUGUCAGCGUUGGAACACUGUCACCAACAUGGAGUCAUCCUGACUGACCUGAAACUACGCAAGUUUGUCUUCACCGACACAUCCAGGACUCGGCUCAGCCUGCAGGGUCUUGACGAUGCAGUUCUGCUCCACGAUGUCAAUGAUGACGCUUUGAUGGACAGGCAUGGUUGUCCCGCCUACGUGGGCCCAGAACUCCUGAGCAAUGAGAAAACUUGCUACUCAGGCCGAGCGGCCGACAUCUGGAGUCUAGGUGUGUCUCUGUACACCAUGCUGAUUGGACGGUAUCCAUUCCAGGACACACAGCCUGCAGUGCUGUUCGCCAAGAUCCGGCGGGGGACUUUCAGCCUCCCUGACUGGCUGUCUCCACAGGCCAGGUGUCUGAUUGGCUGCAUGCUGAGGAAGUCGCCUGCUGAGAGACUGAAGGCUUCUGAAGUCCUGAUGCACCCGUGGCUGACCGAGCCCUGCUCGCCUCCCCCCAACCCAUCAAACAACACACACACACCUCUAAGCUUUAGACAUCACCAUGACGACCAGGUGGUGCCCACAUUCACUGGCAAAUCCUAAAACACACACACACACACACACACACACACACACACACACACACACACACACACACACACACACACACACACACAGGUGAUCCUGACUACUUGAGCCUCACUUACCUUCCUCCCCUCUCCUCUCCAUGUUUACACUUCCUGGUUUGUUUUGACUCAGACUGGCCAAUCAGGAGCGAACCUACAGAAUGCCUUAUUCAUAAUGAAUGUUGAGGACCUCUGAUGGAAUGAAUGCACGUGUUGUACUUUAUCUCAAGUGUGGUAACAAACACCCUGACAACAGUAAGACACGGCGCCAUGACAACUACCUCCGAGACCUCGUCCACCUACCAGUGUAUCCUCCUCUCAAAAGCAAAUGAAUGAAAUUAUUAAAUUAUUCCUAUAUCAUG
This is a messenger RNA of Lampris incognitus (smalleye Pacific opah), 2068 nucleotides long. RefSeq names its product tribbles pseudokinase 3 (gene trib3). Gene Ontology annotation, molecular function: ATP binding; protein kinase activity; mitogen-activated protein kinase kinase binding. Gene Ontology annotation, cellular component: nucleus. The transcript is spliced from 4 exons. Gene Ontology annotation, biological process: positive regulation of proteasomal ubiquitin-dependent protein catabolic process; protein phosphorylation; regulation of MAP kinase activity. The coding region runs from base 634 to 1683 and encodes 349 amino acids. The record is from RefSeq and is a predicted model, not a curated record. Lineage: Eukaryota; Metazoa; Chordata; Actinopteri; Lampriformes; Lampridae.